CCUACUUUGUGACUGGCAUUUUGUGUAUGGGCAUCGAAGAAGUCUACGUGAAAGAAAAUCCGAAAGGUCGCAAGAGUUUUUUUUUUUUUUUUUUUUUGUUUAAAUGUAAGGUUGCAAAGAGUUGGCAACCUGUUUUCUAAGACGUGAAUGUGUAAGGUCGCAGGAGUUCCUACGAUCAGGCAGGCAGGCAGAGCCAAGUAGAGUUUAGAGGUGACAGUGGGCCCCCCUCAAUUAUGCAAAAAUUAUUUAACAAGUUGGAAAGCUUUACAAACAUUUAUAAGUUUUUCUUACAAUUGUUUUCCCUCAAUUUUAAAACGUACUCUUCUGGCUUGUAGAGAUUAGAGUGGGCCGCUGACCCCCUCAGUUUUGCCAAAAAUGAUUGAACAAGUUUGCAAGCUUUACGAACUUUUGAAGUUUUUCCUGAACAAGUUAAUUAAUUGUCUUCCCUCAAUUUCAAGAGGUACUAUUUAUUCUCUCUUAGUAUUGCCCUCUUAAAUUUUUAAAAAGUUUGGUUUCUUCUCAUAUUACUUUCCUAAAUAACCACUCCUAUAUUACUACAAUUCUUUAAGAGCUACUAAACUACUACAAAACUCGAGACUACCCAAAAUAAUAAAAAAUAAAAAGUUUGAAACCCGAUGUACACAUUAAUAAUUUUUUUAAGGGGGGGCCGGGAAAAAAAAAAAGAAAAAAAAAGCCUACUGGUACUGGACCGCUAAAAAUGGGGACCCCAGUUGCUGUAUGUAUUGGUCUGGUAUGCAUACAUCGAGGGUAUGGUAUGGCCACAUGCUUUUCAUAAACCUCCAGCCAGCGACAAUCCAUGGAGAUGGAGGUCAAAGAGGAGCAAGGAAAAUAGCUCAGUCUUGAAAAAGAAAUGGAUUCACACACCCAAAUAAAACUACUACUAGCCUGAGUUAGAGUUAGAAAUAGAAUAGAGCAAGAAAUGGAUCCGGAGAUAUGGAGCAGGUUGCCGGAAGACAUCCUGGAGCGGGUCCUCUCAUUUCUUCCAUUGAAAACGUUCUUGAGCCUCAGAUCAACCUGCAAACACUUCAAGUCCCUCCUUUUCUCUCCUUCCUUCAUUUCUAAACACUCUCCUGCUUCUCCUACUUCUUCUUCUUCACCUUUCUCUUCUUUUCUCUUACUUUCACACCAUCAGUUUAGUUGCAAAUGUCCUCUCUAUGAUACUGUCCAGAACGCUUGGCGCAAUUUGCCUCUUUCCUACUCUCCCACGGUCUCACCUGCGCAGUCCUGUUCCCUUUUAUCCGUCUCCCAUGGCCGCCUUUGCUUCUCUCAUCCCAGCUCCUCCUCUUUUAUAGUCUGCAACCUCUUGUCAAGAUCUUCAAGAGUUGUCAAGUACCCCAAAUUUCCCUGUAGCUUCGAGUCCUUGACUUUGGUUUCUACGUCAACUGGUUACAAGCUAUUGAUGAUGUCUUCUUCUGGAUCAUCAAAUACUGCUUUUGUUUACGACUCUGGCAUCCACCUCUGGCAGCAGUUCCAGGGGAUCAACCUGAUUUUAAACAAUCAAGGGGGAGUAUUCCAUGAAGGGAAAUUGUACUUUAUCACCACCGAGCCUUUCCACAUCUUAUGCUUUGAUCUGGAGACUGGGAGCUGGGAGAGAUCUCCGAUUCAAUUGCCAAAUCAGCUUGCCUUUGCCAGGUUAGUCAGUGAUGGGGAUAGGAAAUUGUACCUGAUUGGGGGGAUUGGGAGUGAUGGGAUUUCAAGGAGUUUGAAGUUAUGGGAGUUGAGCGGAGAUGGAGAAAAUUGGGCUGAAGUCGAAAGGCUGCCGGAAAUGAUGGUGAAAAAAUUUCUAUCAGUUUGCUACCACAAGUAUGAGCAUGUUUAUUGCUUUUGGCACGAGGGACUUCUCUGCGUUUGCUGCUACACUUGGCCUGAGGUUUUGUAUUACAAGGUUUCUAGGAAGACCUGGCACUGGCUUCCCAAAUGCCCUCUGUUAACUGAGAAAUGGAGCUGCGGUUUCAAGUGGUUUUCCUUCGUUCCACAGCUAUACUCAUUUGCAUGAUCAUUCCGCUUUGGAAUAUUAAAGUUAGAGAGAUUCUAGUGAUCAAUUUUUAUUCUGCGAUGUUUUAUGAAAUUCUACAACAGUUCUAUUUCUUUCUUUGGUUGUAUCCUGGAUGAAUAUACUACUACUUGUUUUUGCAUUUUC
Coffea arabica (coffee) is the source of this 2161-nucleotide messenger RNA. RefSeq names its product F-box/kelch-repeat protein At5g43190-like. The record is from RefSeq and is a predicted model, not a curated record. Gene Ontology annotation, molecular function: protein binding. NCBI's taxonomy places the organism in Eukaryota, Viridiplantae, Streptophyta, Magnoliopsida, Gentianales, Rubiaceae.